CCCGGAGGGUGGUGAACCUAUGGGGUGAACAGAUGACAGCCUUGGUCUGACUGUGUUUUGAGCCCAUCACAAUGGCUGAUCAGACGUCUCCAGAUUAUUUCAGCUGCUCCCUGUGUGUGAACCUACUGAGGGACCCUGUGGCUAUCCCCUGCGGCCACAGUUUCUGUAUGGACUGCAUCAGUGGCUACUGGAAUGAGGCUGACUACACAGGGAUUUACAUUUGUCCCCAGUGUAAGAUCACAUUCACCCAGAGGCCGGUUCUGCGGCCGAACGCCACUCUGAGCAUGGUGGCGGAGAAGAUCAAGAAGAGCGGCCUGAACCUCAACCUCAACUCGUCCCAGGGGAACAUCUACGCCGGACAAAAUGACGUCCCCUGCGACUUCUGCUCUGGGAAGAAACUAAAGGCUGUGAAGUCCUGUCUCAACUGUCUGGCGUCCUACUGCGAGAAGCACCUGAAGCCACACUACGAAUCAGCCACAUUCAAGAGGCACAAGCUGGUGGACGAGCUGGGAAACCUGGACAGGAAGAUCUGCCCGCAGCACCAGAAGUCCCUGGAGCUCUUCUGUCGAACAGAUCAGAUGUGUAUCUGUGCUAUCUGCACAGUCAGUGAACACAGGGGCCAUGACAUUGUCUCUGCUGAGGCAGAGAGGAGUGAGAAACAGAAACUCCUGGGAGUCUCCCAAGCUGAGAUUAGACAAAAAUGCCAGGAGAGGGUGAAGGAGCUGGAGGAACUGAAGACUGCUGUGGAUUCACUGAAGAACUCGGCCCAGAGAGCCAUGGUGGAGAGCCAGAAGAUGUUUGAGGACAUGAUCCGCUCCAUUGAGAGGAUGAGGUCAGAGGUGACCAAGCUGAUCGGUAUCAACGAGAAGGCUGCUUUCAACCAGGCCGAGGCUUUGAUCGAGAGACUGGAACAAGAGAUCGAUGAACUGAAGAAGAAGGAGUCCGGCCUCAAGCAGCUGUACAGCACUGAGGACCACAUCCACUUUUUGCAGAAUUUCAACUACCUCUGCACCCCCACUGAUGACGGCUUCAUACCCAGAGUGACGGUGAACCCUGACUUCUCCUUCGGGGCUGUCAGGAAAGCUGUGGCUGAGAUCAAGGACCGCCUCGAGGAGUUUGGCAGAGAGGAGCUGCUGAAGAUCUCCAAGUCAGUGAAUGAGGUCCCAGUGUACACUACAGAGAGUCGAACAUUGGACAGAAGGAGCAGAGGCAAAGAAGUGGUGGACAACACUCCUCCUCCAGAGCCAAAGAUCAGAGCAGAUUUUGUGAAAUACUUCUGCCAGCUGAAGUUGGACCCGAGCACAGCCUACAAGGAGCUGUACGUCUCUGAAAGCAGCAGAAAAGUCAUCCGCACCCGGGACCUGCAGCCCUACGGAGACAACCCGGAGAGGUUUGACAGCUUCGCCCAGGUGCUGUGCCGGGAGGCCCUGUCCGGAGGCCGCUUCUACUGGGAGAUCGAGUGGAACGGGGAGUUCUCCAUCGGAGUGGCCUACAAGAGCAUCAGCCGGAAGGGCAAAGGCUCCCUGUGUCUGCUGGGCUACAACGACAAAUCCUGGAGUCUGCUCUGCUCUGACACGGGCUACUCUGCCUGGCACAACCGGGUGGACAAACCCGUCAGCGGCCCCCACUCCCCCAGGAUAGGCGUGUACCUGGACCACUCUGCAGGCGUGCUGGCAUUUUAUGCCAUAGGCAGCAGCAUGAGCCUCCUGUACAGGUUUGAGACCACGUUCGUUGAGCCCCUCUAUCCAGGCUUUGGAGUCGGGACCUCAGUCAAGAUCUGCAAUGUCAAGUGAACACCCAUAUCUCAGUUCUCAUUUGAAUACUUUCCAUGCGUUUCUCAUAAUAUACAGCAAAGCUUUUGGAAUAUAUAUUUUCGGCUAAAUUUUCAAACUGUACCAAACCACAUUCAUGACGUUAAUUUUGAAGAAAAAUGUUCCCUGAAUGUAUAUAUACUUUUUUUUUUAACGCUACAUAUCACAUAUUGUGUUUUGCAUUGUGCUGUCAAAUCACAUAUUCAUGAUAGUUUUUUUAAGGCAUUAUUGAAAUACACAAUUACUACAUAAUCACACAAGUACAAUAUAAAGUAUUAUCACUUUUGGCAUCUGAUCAUAACUGCUUGAGAAUAUAUUAACAUGUCAGUACGUAAAAAUAUCAGUCUCAGUGAGCCGAACCUGUUCCUGUGAUCUAUUUUCACAUCACCUCACAGAGGGUGCGACAUAUCUCACCUGAUGAUGUAACUAUGAGUCAUAAUGAAUGUACAACUACCCAGAGGUACAUUUUUUUAUGGUCAGUCAUUACAUUGUUGGCCAACAUAAUUGCAUAAUCGAUUUAAAAUAUAUUGUACCCUUAUGAACAGUAUGAGUGACAUUGGUGCUUUAUGAUGUAUGAUUCUGAUUUCAACACAUUCACAAGAAUACUUCAUUGUCAUUUCAUUUUGUCAUGUUCUGAUAUUAUCUCAUAGUUGUUGUAUCAGUUGCUAAAAGUCCUUACAGUUGUUUUCACUUGAACUAACCCUUAUUUAAUUUGUAUGUAUGUUUGCUUAUAUAAUGGACAGCCAGAGUAUAAAUGAUAUCAAGAAAAUACUUGUUUUGUAACAAAAUUAUUCAUCCAUAGUUCUAAAUAAAGAGCUAAGUGAAUGGAUUUUUGUGUUUUUGAGAUUAUUUUUUUACUUCUACAUUAAAAUAUUUUUUUAAAAUAUGAAAAUGAAAAGGUCUUAUUGGAUUAGAAUUGUUAGGUCUGUAUGAUAAGGAUUUAAAUGAAAAGCUGAAAAGCAACUUGUUUGACUAUUUUGUUUGGGUUUUAACAAAGGCGAGGCCUAAAACAUUUCAUAAGCGCCUGUAUCAACAGAGAUAUCAUUUGAUCUUAGAAAAUAUUUAACUGGAAUGUGAACCUUUCGGUUUAUAAUCACAUGUAUCUGUGACUAACCAAACCACAUGCUCUUAAGCCAAUUACAGCACUAACACUACCUGAUUAUUGACAAUACUAACAGCUCCCUCUGUUGGUUGACCACAGGAACUAAACUGAAAUAAAAAUCUAAUUACCACUGUUA
This is a messenger RNA of Centropristis striata (black sea bass), 3049 nucleotides long. RefSeq names its product finTRIM family, member 82 (gene ftr82). Lineage: Eukaryota; Metazoa; Chordata; Actinopteri; Perciformes; Serranidae. The record is from RefSeq and is a predicted model, not a curated record. The transcript has 8 exons. Gene Ontology annotation, molecular function: zinc ion binding; protein binding. The coding region runs from base 72 to 1793 and encodes 573 amino acids.